Ostertagia ostertagi is the source of this 414-nucleotide messenger RNA. The record is from the annotation of a GenBank genome assembly. NCBI's taxonomy places the organism in Eukaryota, Metazoa, Nematoda, Chromadorea, Rhabditida, Trichostrongylidae.
AUGGAACGUUUCCUUUUCCGCUCUCGUCGUCAUUGGAGUUACCCUGAGCCGAAAAGAGAUGGAAGAAAGACAAAAUUCCCUUUCUUAAAGGCCUGCCAUCCGGUGCCAGAACCAAAAAAGCAUGGAUUAGGGAACGAGACAUCGAGUGUCGCACUGGUCACCCAGGCUCGUUACGAUCCGAAUCUAAUCCAGCAUUUCAUGAACUACUUCCCACAGAUGGAUGUCGAGCAGCGCUCUAAGAAACUAGGAAAGUUCACCGAUCUGGGUUCGGCAGACGUUGGAGGCAAAUUCGCAUUCACUUUCAAACUCCUUAAUUCCGACUGUGAGAAGGUCUCUCAUUGGCUGGACGAUAUCAAGAAGUCAGAUUCAGUGAUCGAGAGCACCACCCUGAAGUGCACUGGUCAACAGCAGUGA